This is a messenger RNA of Loa loa (African eye worm), 318 nucleotides long. RefSeq lists its product as hypothetical. The transcript has 3 exons. NCBI's taxonomy places the organism in Eukaryota, Metazoa, Nematoda, Chromadorea, Rhabditida, Onchocercidae. Bases 1 to 318 code for a protein of 105 amino acids. The record is from RefSeq and is a predicted model, not a curated record.
AUGUCAUUUCUAGGUAAAGUGGCUCUUGCAUCGACUGAAUUAAUCAGAGAUGAAAGCACAUGCCGUGAAAAGAGCAAUAUAUUCAUCAUAUGGGGCACAGAAACGCGCGGUAACAGCGCAAAUGGCUCGCCACUAGAGCAGAAAGUACUGAUUAUAAGAGAACAGAAAGUCUCAAAAGGAGGACUUAUAAUAGCGGGCGGAAAUACUAACGACGAUAAAACAUGCGGUAAUAAUGCAUUAAGACUAAGAGCAAACAGUAACAGGAUAACGGAAGAAAGCGAGAGACGACGACAAGACUAUCGGGCUGAAGAAACGUGA